Messenger RNA from Colossoma macropomum (tambaqui), 1514 nucleotides. It is a transcript of the gene nkx3.3, whose product is annotated as NK3 homeobox 3. The transcript has 2 exons. Gene Ontology annotation, molecular function: DNA-binding transcription factor activity, RNA polymerase II-specific; RNA polymerase II cis-regulatory region sequence-specific DNA binding. Gene Ontology annotation, cellular component: nucleus. The record is from RefSeq and is a predicted model, not a curated record. NCBI's taxonomy places the organism in Eukaryota, Metazoa, Chordata, Actinopteri, Characiformes, Serrasalmidae. Gene Ontology annotation, biological process: regulation of transcription by RNA polymerase II; cell differentiation. Bases 24 to 782 code for a protein of 252 amino acids.
UUUCUGUGAAGUAGAUGUUGUAAAUGGCGAGCUGCCGCACCUCAUUCUCUAUUCACAACAUCUUAAGUGAAGAGCUCGAUUCUCAGAGGGGUCUUCAGCUGUCUCGGGAGUACACCGCCGAUGACGUCUCCAGUCCCGAGCUCCUAUUCAAGACAGGCGGAAUGAGUUGUGCUCAGGACAGGAAUGAAGAGGAAAGCGGGAACAGCAGGAUUGUCCCCUGCCUGCUUGAUGCUGAUACAUCAUCUGACCGACAGUCCUGUGAAGAGGAAUCUACAGGAGAAGAAUGCUCACAUGCAGACAGCCAACAGGAGCUCGAGCUUCGCCUGCCGGACACUGACAGAGAGAAAGUGGACAGCUGUAAUUUCUCGUCUCACCCUCCUAAAUCGGGCAAGAAAAGGUCUCGCGCCGCCUUCUCGCACGCGCAGGUCUGCGAGCUGGAGCGGCGCUUUCACGUGCAGCGCUACCUGUCCGGGCCCGAGCGCGCGGACCUAGCAGGGGCCCUCAAACUGACCGAGACGCAAGUGAAGAUCUGGUUCCAGAACAGGAGGUACAAAACCAAGCGGCGGCAAAUGGCAGCCGAGCUGGCGGCGACCUCCACGGGCGCGCUGGCCAAGAGAGUGGCGGUGAGAGUGCUGGUGAAGGACGACCAGAGGCAGUACAGAGCCGAGGACCUGCACUCCCCGCACGUGCUGCCCUUCUACCAGUCCUACCAGUACUGCCCUUACAUGUACUGCAUCCAGCCUUGGCUGUCCAGCAACACGCUGAACGGGGGCCUAUACUGACAGCUCCAGCUCAGUGACACUGACUGCCAGACAAUCUUUCAUCAGGCCUACUGCAGUGGACACAGAGCGGUGUGGGGCAGUGUGUCCACUUGUGUGUGCUGUACAGUCGGGAAUAUUUCAAAGAAACACUCGCCUUGAGCCAUGACUUUUAUUCUGAAAAAAAAAAAAUCAAAAUUCAAUCUAACCGUAUUUCAGAGAAACAAGUAAGUGCCUAAACUAUUUUGUGUUACUAGUAAUCCUUCUGAUAGCAUGUAGGCCCUCUGAUUUAUUUCUGGUGCGAACGCGUUAAAGGUGUCAACAGUCUGAACUGCACACUGCACACUGACGGAGAAUCCGCUGGGUAAAACCUGGCUUUGGAGCACUGACCAAUAAAUUUAAGCCUAAAUCAACGGGAAAGUCAAAUGUCACUUUGCAUUUUAAAUGUGAGUUUAAAUGUGAUUUUGCAAAUGUUCAUUUGAAGCGACAUUUUGAGUGAGAGUGGUCAAAUAAAUUGUGGACGGCGUUGAUCCGACUAAUGUGGAGUGUUUUGAGAUAACUACAAGAUGUAGACUCGUAAGGACGUUAUAACAGGUCCAGACAGACUGUGGAGUAACAGUUUAAAAAAUGGUUUGUCUAAAGUGUUCGUUGUGUCACCGUCAAUGGCUUAAGCAUGAAUAAAUCCAGUCAGAGUAAUGACUCACUCAUCCAUUAACGCAAUAUAAUAAUCGCCAUCAUUUCAUAUAAGCGGUUACA